CCCGCCGUGGCGUCACUUCCCUCUUUCUCCGGCAGCUCGGGCGGUGGCGGCGGGCGCGGGAGCCGUGAGGGAGCCGUGAGGGAGCCGCAGCCGCCGCCAUGUCCGACUGCUCGGCGCUGCAGUUCGUGAGCCCCUACGCCUUCGAGGCCAUGCAGAAGGUGGACGUGGUUCGCUUGGCCGCGCUGAGCGACCCCGAGCUGCGGCUGCUGCUGCCCUGCCUGGUGCGGAUGGCGCUGUGCGCGCCCGCCGACCAGAGCCAGAGCUGGGCGCAGGACAAGAAGCUGAUCCUGCGGCUGCUCUCGGGGGUCGAGGCGGUGAACUCCAUCGUGGCGCUGCUGUCCGUGGACUUCCACGCGCUGGAGCAGGACGCCAGCAAGGAGCAGCAGCUCCGGCACAAGCUGGGAGGUGGCAGCGGAGAAAGCAUCCUGGUGUCCCAGCUGCAGCACGGGCUGACGCUGGAGUUCGAGCACAGCGAUUCUCCCCGGCGGCUCCGGCUGGUGCUGAGCGAGCUCCUGGCCAUCAUGAAUAAGGUUUCGGAAUCAAACGGCGAGUUUUUUCUCAAAUCUUCCGAGCUCUUCGAGAGUCCAGUUUACCUGGAGGAGGCAGCAGAUGUUCUCUGCAUUUUGCAGGCAGAGCUGCCCUCCCUGUUGCCCAUAGUGGAUGUGGCUGAGGCUCUGCUGCACGUUAAGAACGGGGCCUGGUUCCUGUGCCUUCUGGUGGCCAAUGUCCCUGACAGCUUCAACGAGGUGUGCAGAGGUUUGAUUAAGAACGGGGAGCAGCAGGACGAGGAGAGCGUUGGGGGCCGGCGGAGAACGGAAGCCCUUCGGCACCUGUGCAAGAUGAACCCUUCCCAAGCCCUCAGGGUCCGGGGCAUGGUGGUGGAAGAGUGCCACCUCCCGGGUCUUGGCGUGGCUUUGACCUUGGAUCACACCAAAAACGAAUCUUCAGAUGACGGAGUGAGUGACCUGGUGUGCUUUGUCAGUGGGCUGCUGCUUGGGACAAACGCAAAGGUUCGGACUUGGUUUGGGACUUUUAUCCGAAAUGGCCAACAGAGAAAAAGAGACAAUAUCAGUUCUGUGCUGUGGCAGAUGAGGAGGCAGCUGCUCCUGGAGCUGAUGGGGAUCCUGCCCACGGUGCGCAGCACCCACAUCGUGGAGGAGGCGGAGGCCGACACGGAGCCCACCGUGUCCGUGUACUCGGGGCUCAAGGAGGAGCACGUGGUGAAGGCCAGCGCCCUGCUACGCCUCUACUGCGCCCUCAUGGGCAUCGCUGGCCUCAAGCCGACGGAUGAAGAAGCUGAGCAGCUCCUGCAGCUCAUGACCAGCCGCCCUCCGGCAACUCCUGCCGGUGUCCGCUUCGUGUCCCUGUCCUUCUGCAUGCUCCUGGCCUUCUCCACCCUGGUCAGCACCCCAGAACAGGAGCAGCUCAUGGUGAUGUGGCUUAGCUGGAUGAUAAAGGAAGAAGCCUACUUUGAAAGCAUUUCUGGUGUGUCUGCUUCCUUUGGGGAGAUGCUUCUCCUGGUGGCCAUGUAUUUCCACAGCAACCAGCUCAGUGCCAUCAUCGACUUGGUCUGCUCCACCUUGGGAAUGAAGAUUGUUAUCAAGCCCAGCUCGCUCAGCAGGAUGAAGACAAUCUUCACACAGGAGAUUUUCACUGAACAGGUGGUCACAGCCCACGCAGUCCGAGUGCCCGUCACGGGCAGCCUCAGUGCCAACAUCACCGGCUUCUUACCCAUCCAUUGCAUCUACCAGCUGCUGAAGAGUCGCUCCUUCACCAAGCACAAAGUGUCCAUUAAGGACUGGAUCUACCGGCAGCUCUGCGAAACCACCACCCCUCUGCACCCUCAGCUGCUCCCCCUCAUCGAUGUCUACAUCAACUCCAUCCUGACUCCUGCCUCCAAAUCCAACCCAGAGGCCACAAACCAGCCUGUCACAGAGCAGGAGAUCUUGAACGUUUUCCAGGGCCUCUCUGGGGGGGAGAACACCCGUCCCACUCAGCGCUACAGCAUCACCACACAACUGCUCGUCCUCUACUACGUCCUGUCCUACGAGGAAGCACUUCUGGCCAACACAAAGGUUCUGGCUGCCAUGCAGAAAAAACCCAAGUCUUACUCCUCAGCAUUAAUGGAUCAGAUUCCAAUCAAGUACCUCAUCAGGCAGGCCCAGGGGCUGCAGCAGGAGCUGGGAGGUUUACAUUCUGCUCUGCUGCGUCUCCUCGCCACCAACUACCCCCACCUCUGCAUCGUGGACGACUGGAUCUGCGAGGAGCAGAUCACAGGCACUGAUGCCUUGCUGAGGAGGAUGCUCCUCACCAACAUUGCCAAGAACCACUCUCCCAAACAGCUCCAAGAAGCCUUUUCCAUGCUGCCUGGAAAUCACACCCAGCUGAUGCAGAUCUUGGAGCACCUGACGCUUCUCUCAGCCGGGGAGCUGAUCCCGUACGCGGAGGUGUUGACGUCGAACAUGAAUCGCCUGCUGGAUGCCGGGGUCCCUCGGGGCAUCCUGCAGGCUGUCAAUAAACUCUGGAUGGUCCUGAACACUGUGAUGCCCAGGAGGUUGUGGGUGAUGACUGUGAAUGCUCUGCAGCCCUCAGGAAAAAUAGUCCGGCAGCAGAAAUACACCCAGAAUGACCUGAUGAUUGACCCCCUGAUCGUCCUGAGGUGUGACCAGAGAGUCCACAGGAGCCCUCCCCUGAUGGAUAUAAUUUUGCACAUGUUGAAUGGGUAUCUCCUUGCUUCCAAAGCUUACCUCAACUCCCACCUCAAAGAAACAGCAGAGCAGGACAUCAGGCCCUCCCAAAACAAUCCAAUGGGUCCAGAGGCCCCAGAGGUUACCAGAGAAGAAUUAAAAAAUGCUUUGCUUGCUGCUCAGGACAGUGCUGCUGUGCAGAUCCUGCUGGAGAUCUGCCUGCCCACGGAGGAGGAGAAGGGCCAGGGCAGCAGCUCUGCUGCUUUGCUGCUGGGACCCCCCAGCCCCCCAGACCCCAGGGGGGCCGAGGCCGAGGAGGAGGAGGGUUUGCUGUGCAACCUGAGGGAGGUGCAGUGCCUCAUCUGCUGCCUGCUGCACCAGAUGUACAUUGCUGACCCCAACAUCGUCAAACUCGUGCACUUCCAGGGCUAUCCGUGUGAACUGCUGGCACUGACAGUGGCAGGGAUUCCAUCCAUGCACAUCUGCCUGGAUUUCAUUCCAGAGCUCAUUGCCCAGCCUGAACUUGAAAAACAGAUAUUUGCCAUCCAGUUACUGUCCUAUCUGUGCAUCCAGUAUGCACUGCCUAAAUCCCUGAGUGUGGCUCGUUUGGCCAUCAACGUGAUGGGAACCCUGCUCACAGUGCUGACCCAGUCGAAGCGCUACGUGUUCUUCAUGCCCACCCUGCCCUGCCUGGUGUCCUUCUGCCAAGCCUUUCCUCCCCUCUACGAGGACAUCAUGUCCCUGCUGAUCCAAAUAGGACAAGUUUGUGCCUCUGAUGUUGCCACACAGACACGGGACUUCGACCCCAUCAUCACUCGUCUCCAGCAGCUAAAGGAGAAACCCCACGAUCUGUCAGGGCUCUGGAAAGACUCCUCUGCCAAGAGCUGCUCCAGGGACGUGGCCAGCCUGGACCCCGACGUGCGGCUGUGCCAGUGCGUGGAGAACACCAUCAUCGAGAUCAUCAACAUGAGCGUCAGUGGCCUUUAGGAACAGCUCAGGGGCAUUUGGAGCUUGGCCCACUGCCCACAGUGCCUGAAUUUGGGGAAAGCUGUGAAAGUGCUGAGGGAGCUGGAGCAGAAAUGCCUGGUUUUCAUCCUGUUUUUACGGCCCAGGAGAAAAUUCUUUUCCAGAGGCUCACGUUGCUUCCAGUGAAAACUCCUGGGGCUGGUGGGAUCAGGAAAGAAUUCCCAGUGGAACUGAGAGUGAUC
Empidonax traillii (willow flycatcher) is the source of this 3895-nucleotide messenger RNA. RefSeq names its product integrator complex subunit 2 (gene INTS2). The transcript has 24 exons. Gene Ontology annotation, cellular component: integrator complex. The record is from RefSeq and is a predicted model, not a curated record. Gene Ontology annotation, biological process: snRNA 3'-end processing. NCBI's taxonomy places the organism in Eukaryota, Metazoa, Chordata, Aves, Passeriformes, Tyrannidae. The coding region runs from base 99 to 3674 and encodes 1191 amino acids.